AUGUCGUCGAACAAGAAGAUUGCCGAAUUUCCUGACGUCGAAGCGAAGCUGCAAAAACCGAGCAAACAAUCGGCAUUCGAAAAGCAAAAAGCCGAAGCCGAAGCGAAGCGUCAAAGAGAACUCGCGGAGACCGCUGCCGUCUAUGAGGAUUUCGUCAAGAGUUUUGCGCAUGACGAGGAGGACGACUCCGCUCGCGGAUCUAGGCAUACUUCGUCGAGGUUCGGUCAUGGCCCGCCCGAAAGGCCACAGUUUGGAGCCGGGUCACCUUUUGGAGGAGGCACCGGCAGGAGACACUUUGGCAUCCCCUCCGGCGGUUCGCUAAAGAGCGGCCCGGGGAGUUUAGGACCACCGCCAUCAUCGUUUGCAAAAAAGAGACCGUACGAGGGUUUCCAGCGAGACACGGACGAGGGUCGCGGAAAGCUAGGGUUCGACGACAGGGACAAAGACUCGGCCACGGUGCCCGUCUCUAAGGCAUUCGAAGCGAGUGACGACGAGGCAGACGGCGCAACUGGUGACCGGGCGGAGGAGAAGGCGACAUCAAAGCCGACCUUACGCUUGGCAAACCUGCCACCCGGCACAUCCCCUGCUGUCAUCAAGUCACUCAUUCCGGCCAACUUGACAGUCGAGAACGUCAAGAUCGUGCCCCCUUCAGGCCCUACCGGUACCGAACGCAAAUCGAUUGCGGCCAUCGUCACCCUGUCUAAAGAGACACCAGCGACAGAGAUUGAUAAUGCUGUGAGCGCUUUGCAGAACCGCUACCUUGGCUUUGGCUUCUUCCUCACCCUGCACCGACAUCUUUCCUCUGCCGCCAUCUCGUCUGGGCUGGCCGCUCUGCCUUCAUCGGCGACAGUCUCGUACCCGUUUGGCGCGAGGAAGGUUGAGGAGGGUCCAAUCAGGCCCGCUCACCAACCGAUGGGCCACGGCCGGGCAUAUGCACCACCGUCGUCUUAUGGCCCUCCCGCAGGUGGUCCGCUCAAUCGGUCCGGAAUUCUUCAUGUUCCGGUCCGGGCUCCGCGAGACAUCAAACAGCUCCGCAUGAUCCACAAGGUUGUAGAGUCCGUCUUAGAGCACGGCCCAGAGUUUGAAGCUCUUCUCAUGUCCCGACCGGACGUCCAGCGAGAUGAAAAGUGGGCUUGGGUAUGGGAUGCCCGCAGCGAGGGUGGAAUAUGGUACCGCUGGCGGCUGUGGGAGAUUGUAACAGGUGCGCAAUCCGCGAAGGGCAAGCUCGAGUACAUUCCACUUUUCGAGGACAGUCAUGCGUGGAAAAAGCCUGCACGGCGGUUGGCAUACGAAUACACGACAGACGUCGAUGAAUUCAUCUCCGACUCGGACUACGACUCUUCAGAAGAUGACGAGUUUGAGGACGAGCAGCCUCGGCAAGGCGAUGGCGCAGAUCAGGAGGACACCUUCUUGAAUCCAAUAGAGAAGACGAAACUCGCGCAUCUCCUAAGCCGGCUUCCGAUGACCCUAUCUAAAAUUCGAAAGGGAGAUAUUGCGAGAGUCGCAGCAUUUGCCAUCACCCACGCGAGCCGGCGCGCAGCGCAGCUCCUAGGGCUCUACGUGAUCAGCGAUAUACUGUCCUCUUCAUCCACUAGCGGAAUCCGCCAUGCCUGGCGCUAUCGACAACUGUUCGAGGCCGCACUCCGGAGCCGCAGGACAUUCGAGAUGCUGGGACUGAUGGCAGACAGGCUGAACUGGGGCCGCUUGCGUGCCGACAAAUGGAAGCGCAGUGUCGGGCUCGUCCUGAGCCUGUGGGAAGGUUGGUGCGUGUUUCCGGUCGAAACUCAUGAAGCCUUUGUCAGCAGUUUUGAGAACCCGCCUGUCCUCAAAAAGCAGGCUGGCACACUCGAAAUGGGGCACAAAACCGGGCGGUGGAAAACGGUCGAAGCCGCGCCCGCCGAUGGGGGCAACGGCAGCGGCUUCCCUUCCGGUAUCGAUGAAGCCGGACCGUUGAACAAGGACUCGCCGGAGGAUUACCCCCGAGAACAUACUGUAUAUGGAGGACGGCGACUGAGAGUUGGACCCCACGGCGGUUUCGAGGUGGGGGUCGUGGGCGGCGAUGUGACAAUGGAGGAUUCGACGGAACCAGCAGAAUCGACCCCGAGCAGACAGGAGGGCAAGACCAUUGGCGGCUUCCAGAUGUCAGGCACGAAGUCCGCGCCUGGGAGGAAGCGGAUGCGUGCCAUGGACAUGUUUGCCGAUUCCGACUCAGACGGGGGCACAUAG
Chaetomium globosum CBS 148.51 is the source of this 2226-nucleotide messenger RNA. RefSeq lists its product as uncharacterized. The coding region runs from base 1 to 2226 and encodes 741 amino acids. The transcript has 3 exons. Gene Ontology annotation, cellular component: nucleus. The record is from RefSeq and is a predicted model, not a curated record. Lineage: Eukaryota; Fungi; Ascomycota; Sordariomycetes; Sordariales; Chaetomiaceae. Gene Ontology annotation, biological process: RNA processing. Gene Ontology annotation, molecular function: RNA binding.